AUGUAUGUGAAAUGCUUUGAUACAGUAAUGUUUUACUAUGUGAUUUUAGUGAAUGUCACUUUUUGUCAUUUUCAAAUUUCCAGCCGUUCCGUGCCUAUACAUCCCGACGCUCGCAGGGGACGGAACCCAGAUGACAGAUGCCGGCAUCCGCCGGAGGACAUUACAGGGGACACUGCAGGAGGGACACUGCGGGAGCGCAGGACAAGGUAAGUUAUCGAGGGAUCGCGGAGCAGCGCCGCAUGGUAAGCCCGAGUGUAGCUCGGGGAUACCGCUUUUGCUACACUCGGGAAUACCGCCAUGGGGGUUA
Staurois parvus is the source of this 307-nucleotide messenger RNA. Lineage: Eukaryota; Metazoa; Chordata; Amphibia; Anura; Ranidae. The record is from the annotation of a GenBank genome assembly.